AUGUUCUCUCUCGUCAUUAAAGAAAAAGAAGUUUCAAUACUUAUUAAGCAAAGAGCUCCUAGAUCUUUACCAUCUAGUCCUGCAAGGCAUGUUGAAGAAAUAAUUAUUACAAAGAGUGGGUCUAGUUCAAAAUCGAAACCAAGAGUCAAAAUAGCAUGGGGGAAUGAACAAGGUACUUCAGGGUUUGAUGGACUUAUAGGAGAAUUGGAUUAUGAUAACUAUGAUUCUCAGGGUAUAACACCAGUUACUCACACAGAGCAGCCAUCGCUUCAUACAAAUAAAUAUGCAGAUAGAGAAAGCAGUCUAGAUGUAUUGCAAGAAAUAUUUGCUAAAACUAAAAGAAGAAAAUGCAAUUUUUGUGAAAAAAAUUGUCAGCGUGCAGAGCGGUACCAAGCUGAAAGGAAUGAUUCUCUGUAUGACAUUGAAAGACAUAAAGAAACCAUUCAAAAGCUUGAAAAUGAACUGAAAGAUAGUAAUUUUUAUGCUACAUAUUACCAGGAGAAGUGUGAAGAAACUAACCAGACAAUGAACAAUCUGACAAUAUUGUAUAAUAAAACAUGUCAAAAGCUGAAUGCUGCAGAGGACACAAUUGAAGAUCUGAAACAGAAUUUUGAAAAAUCAGAACAUAGUAGACUUCAGAUUGAAAACCAUACCUUGCACAGAACAAUUAGUAAUUUAAAAGCAGCUGUAGAUGAACAAACGAAAAUUAAGGAGAGUUUUGAGGAAAAAUUAAAAGAUUCAUUAAAAGCAAUAGAUGAAGACAAACAGGAAGUACAAAGAUACAAGAAAGCUAGAAAUGAAGAUAAAGUUAAAUAUGACAAAGUUGUAAGAAAAAAUGAGGACAUUAGUAGGCAGUUAGAAAGCAUAAGAAGUGAAAAAGAUGAACUUAGGAAUCAACUACAGAAAAGUAAACAUUCAGCUGAAAUAGAAAAGCAAAAGUCAAAGAAACUAAUUGAGGAGCUUAGAAAUAAGAUUAAGGUCCUGAAGGAAAGGAAUGCUAGUUUGCAGGAUGUUGAGGGACAGUGCAGUGCUUUAUUAAAACAGAGGGACCAAGAAAGCCUGGAAAAAGAAAGGAUUCAAAAGAAGAAACUAUACAAAGAAAAUGAAGCAUUGAGGAAUGAGCAGAACAGACUUGAACAACAGUUAAAAACAGUUGAUUUUGAUAGGAAUGAGAUUGACCAGAAGAAUAUAGAGUUGGUUUCACUUAGAAAAAAGUUCAAAAUAGUUGAAGAAAAGCUAACAUUCAGUUUAGAAGACAAUACAAUAUUGCAAAGUGAUAUCGAUAGAGUGAAGAAGCAUCUUGAAGAAACAAAAAAUCAGUUAUCUGAAUCUGAAGCAAGAUAUAUUGGAGUUGGCAGUAAAUCAGAUACAGAAAAAGAAAAUGCCACACUGAGAUUGGAAGUCUCAGAUGCAGUAAAAGAUGUAGUAACAAUAAGAGAACAGUAUGGUGUUCUUUCAAAUCAAUGUGAUGAACAAAAGAAAAAAUUAAAAAUUGAAAUUGAAAAUUUGCAGCAAGACAAUCUUCAUUUAGAACAUGAAAAAUCUGACUUGAAAGCUAAGUUGGAAUCACUGCAACAGAAAUCAAAUCUUUUUAAAUCCAAUCAACUUGGUAAAAAGAAUUUAUAUGAUGAAAAAAUGGAAAACCUUGUCCAGCAAAAACUACAAUUAGAAAAUGACAAAGGACGUUUGGGAAACAAAGUAUACUCACUUGAAAAUGAAAAGAUUGAAAUACAAGAAAGGUCAGAAAGACUUGAGUAUGAAAGGACAUGUCUUGAGAACAUAAGAUCAGAAAAUGAAGGUUUAAAAGCGUCUUUGGCAGUUUGUAAAAGUGAAUUAGAGGAGUAUAAAGAAAAGCAAGUAUUAAAAAUGAUAACAAAAAUGGUUGAGCAGUACAAAAUAGAAACCGCUAUUAGAAUAAGUACUGAUGGUAUAACCAAACAGAACCAGGAUGAAAAUGACAGAUUAAGAAAAGAGAGAAAUUCAGCUAGAAAUGAGUUGCAUAGAGUAAUUAGGGAAAAAGAAGACAUUUCAAAACACUUCAAUGCUGAAGUGAAUAUUGCUAAAGCAGAAUAUGAGACCAAAGAUAGAGAAAAGAGUGAAUUGCUUGAUUUGUUUAAGAUGGAAAAAGGCAGAUUAGAACUUGAAAUUGAAACACUUAAAUCAAGGCUAGUAGCAGGAGCAGCUCAACAUGGUACAUAUGAAGUGAUGCAGCUGAAACAGGAUUUAGAGACUUGCAAGCUUCAGAAAAAAUCUGUAGAAAAUGAUCGUGAUGAUCUGCAAAAAGAUAUUGUUGAACUUGAGAAGCAAUUACAAUCCAGGAGUAUGAACUCAAGUUUACGAGAGUUGGAGGAUGAAAGGAACACAGAUAAUCUUCAGAGGCAAAUUAAGGAUUUUGAAGAUAGGUACAAUAAUGCUACCACUGAAUUACAUAAAGCUGAGAAAAAGAUUAAAGAUCUUAAUGAAGUUAUUAAAAAGCAGGAGGAGGAAAACAGAGAUGUAAAUGUAAAACUGAUCAAGUCAGAAAAAGAAAAGAAAGAUUUAGAGAAUCGGUUGAGGUUUAGUGGUUCACAAAUACAAGUGGAAUUGGAUCGAAAGAAGGAAGAGUUGGAUGUACUCAGAGGAAGACUUCUCACUGAUGAAGAAAAGGUAGUGCAAAGUAGAAAAGAAAAAAACACACUACAGAGGGAAAAUGAAGAUUUGAAACAGACUUUAAACAAUUUAUCCAGGCAACUCAAACAGUCUGAAGAUAGCUUAAGAUCCCCCUACAUAUUUGUUUUUCACAGGUUUAAAGAAUUAUUAGAUUCAAAGCAGAGUUCACAGGUUCUACAGAAUCAGGUGCAGGAUUUGCACAAGGAUAUCUCAGAAUUGAACAAAAGAAUUAAGAACAGUAAAGAAGAAAACAUUGGUAUACAGAAAGAGAAUACAAAACUAAAAGAAGAUGUUCAGAAAUUAUUUAUUCAACUUGAAGAAUCAGUGUCAAGGUUAAAAAUCAGCAAGGAUGAAACAUCUUCCUUCCAGAAAAAUAAUGCAGAACUUGAAAGACUACUGCAAGAAAAAUCAAAGCAACUAAAAUCAUUAGACGCAAGGUUCCGAGAUAUAUCAGGUUCAAUAGAAAAUGCAGAAGACCUUCAGAGAAGAAUUAAUACUCUAGAGCUUGAAAUGUCACAAUUAAAUACAAAAUUAUCUGUCAUAAAGGAUGAGAACUUGACAUUACAAAAAGACAAUAAAGAUUUGAAAAACAGAGUUCAAGAAAAAUCAAAACAAUUGAAAACGGCUGAAGAAAGGUUGCAAGAGAAUUCAAGAGAAUUUGAAGGAAUGCAUUCAUUAAAAAGAAGGCUAGAAAACCUACAGACAGACAAUGCAGAGUUAGAAAACAGAUGCAGACACAAGGAUGGCUUAUUGCAAAAAGCAGAUUCAAAUGCACAAAAGAUGAAAAAGGAUCAUCAGGAAUUGCAGACUCAAAUGAUUUCUCAAAAACAGAAUUAUGACACACUUAAAAAUAAACUUGAAUCCUUUAAGGACAAGAAUAUAGAACUUGAGGACAGACUGAGACGGCGUUCUCCUGUAGUAGUUGCUGAACCAAAGAAUUGCCAAAACUGCUUUAAGUAUAGAAAUGAUAUAUCUGAUCUAAAGAGGGAAAUCAAUGACUUAAGGGACAGACUAAGUGAGGCUGCUGGCAAUAAGCUCAGAGAUAACAAUCCAAACAUUGCAGACUUGAGUGAUAUGAACCGUCCAACUUCAUUAGCAGAGAAAUUCUCAUCAUUGUACACAGAUGAAUACACAGAUGCUAUGGAAGUUAUUGAAGACGCUAUGGAUGAGGCAGCUUCCGUCAAGGUCAUGCUUGAUUGGUUAAAGAAAUGUUAUGAAUGGUGUCAAAGAUUAGCCAAGGAACAAAGAGAAACCCUGAUAAACAGAUCUAUUGGAUUUAUGCAGGAACAUGGUGGACAGAAAGUAGUUUUAUCUGACAGAUGUCUUAUUUUCGUGAAGGAGUUUCAGAAGAAAAUAGCAGUAGAGAGUUUGGCAGUUGUUGGACAAAUAUGCCAUGUGAAGAGUGUUACACAACAAACUUUAUCCAGUGAGAACUACAUUGUAAAAUAUAUCAAGAAAUGUUCUGAACUUUGUUGGAUGAUGCAGAUAUCAGAUCCACCUCUGUAUUUAAAUUUUGAUGUGAAUUCAGGAGAAAACUUAAACAAAAAUGACUACAAUGUAUUUACAAAAAGUGGCAGCAAAAUUGAUUAUUUAGUGUGGCCUGUUUUAUAUCUACACAAAACUGGACCAAUGUUGGCUAAAGGUGUGGCACAAGGAAAAUAACUGAUGAUGUGAUAACAUUUGUAGAUUUUUAGGAUUUUAUAAUAAUGAAUGAUAAAUGUUUGUGGGGAAAAGUUAUAAAUAAAGAGGGUUGCCAUCCAUCAAAAUAAUGUUUAACACAUGAAAGUUACUGAUUAUACAAAUUAUACAUGAUUGAUAAAGUAGAAAGAAAAAAAGGGAAGGGAAAAUCAAAUUAGACAUGAGAAUUCAAAGAUUUAAUUUUGAAAUUACUGGUGUGUUUCAAAAUUAAUUAUUGAAAUGACAUUUACAUUUGAUAGUAAUUGAAUAAUGUAUAGAAAUCUAAUCAGUGUAUGCUAAAGG
Molecule: messenger RNA, 4629 nt
Organism: Mytilus trossulus (common blue mussel)
Lineage: Eukaryota; Metazoa; Mollusca; Bivalvia; Mytilida; Mytilidae
Product: GRIP and coiled-coil domain-containing protein 2-like
Exons: 34
Coding region: 1-4311 (1436 amino acids)
Source: RefSeq, a predicted model, not a curated record